Molecule: messenger RNA, 2082 nt
Organism: Labrus bergylta (ballan wrasse)
Lineage: Eukaryota; Metazoa; Chordata; Actinopteri; Labriformes; Labridae
Gene: rab5c
Product: RAB5C, member RAS oncogene family
Cellular component (GO): Golgi apparatus; endosome
Molecular function (GO): GTPase activity; GTP binding
Source: RefSeq, a predicted model, not a curated record
UCCCGGAAAAAAAAAUUGCAAACCGGAAGGGAAGGCCAGAGCCCAAGAAGAAGAAGAAGACAGCCGCAGCCGAUGAGACCGAGCGAAACAAGGAAAAAAAAAAAAAGUACUCUUCCACUGGCGAGGUCUCCUCUUCCUCUUACCUGCCUAAUCUGGAUCUACCCCAGUCUGGCUCAACCAGCCCUCGCCUGCCUCUGCACCCAGCUUGAGCUCAAAAGUCAACCAGACUUCCUCCCUCUUCUCCCGGCAUCCUCCUCUUCUUCUUCUUCUCCUCCUUCUUCUUCUUCUUCUUCUUCUUCUUCCUCCCAGUCUUGAACACUGCGCUAUCAUGGCAGGGCGAGGCGGACCAGCACGGACCAACGGCGCCGCAGCGAGCAACAAGAUCUGCCAGUUUAAGCUUGUGCUGUUGGGGGAGUCGGCGGUGGGAAAGUCCAGCUUGGUGCUGCGCUUUGUCAAAGGCCAGUUCCACGAAUACCAGGAGAGCACCAUCGGAGCCGCCUUCCUCACACAGACCGUAUGUUUGGAUGAUACAACGGUCAAGUUUGAGAUCUGGGACACCGCAGGACAGGAACGGUAUCACAGCUUGGCACCCAUGUACUACAGGGGAGCCCAGGCCGCCAUCGUGGUCUACGACAUCACUAACACAGACACAUUCACACGUGCUAAGAACUGGGUGAAAGAGCUCCAGCGACAAGCCAGCCCAAACAUCGUGAUUGCACUGGCAGGAAACAAAGCCGACCUGGCCAACAAGAGAGCUGUAGAUUUUCAGGAAGCACAAGCAUAUGCAGAUGACAACAGUUUGCUCUUCAUGGAGACUUCAGCCAAGACUGCUAUGAAUGUCAAUGAGAUUUUUAUGGCUAUAGCCAAGAAGCUCCCUAAGAACGAGCCCCAGGGUGGAGCGGGCGCUGCCGGACGAGCUCGAGGAGGCGUGGACCUGCAGGAAGCUGCACCACAGGGCAGAAGUGGCCAGUGCUGUGGGGGCGGGAACUAAUUAACUAACUAACACAACAUUGAGUCAGCUGAUCCAACCAACCUACAGCUUCGAUCAACCAGACCAGAUAUUAGCCAGCUGUCAUACAAUGUCCCAUCGGUCAAACCAAACCAUGGUUCGGACCAACAAAACCCUUCAAGCACCAAUAGACUGUUUGGCAAACAAGUCCACUGGCCAGUAACCUGCCAGAGCCCCACUGAUGGUUCCAGCUGAAGAACCAACAAACAGACCAAGAAAUCAAUUCACAGAAUCGUAUUUUAUCCCCAGGAGUCCCCGAUCUAUGACCUCUCUAUUGAUGAUGGACACUUGACAUCACCGUAGGGGGAAAACAAAAAAAGUCCCAUUUACAGAAGAAGAAAAAGAUCAGUCAUUACAAAUGGCACUUACUUAGAGCCAUCUUCCUCAUUUUUUUUUUUUCUGUAUUUGUGUAAAAGAAAAAAAACGUAACAGGAAGGAGUUAAAAGCGGCUGACUGGCCCUGUAUUUUCUCUGCUACCCGCUGCAUCCCCCAUUGCUCCAAACAUGUAUAAAUUAUAUCCACCAUGGUCUCAUGACUCCAUUAAAACUUCGGUCCAGGUGCAUGCAGCAGUCCUUUACUUUACUGUCUUUUCUCAUUAGAGCUCUGUAGAUUGAAUUAUUACUUGGUUAUUGUUAUCACUAUUAUUACUUCAACUUCUUUUGAAACAGGCUGUUCAAUAUGAUUUUAAAGCCUCGACUUUAAGGUUUUACAAUCAUCUAUGUUAUCAAACCAUAUACAGUAAAUAGUACUUUAUUAACAUUGUCACUCAAGUAAUUUUAGCAUCAAUGUAAUGUUUUUGAAUCAUCAGUGUACAAUGACAAAAUACAAGAUUUGUUUUCUUGACCAAAAUCACGACUGUGUAUUUACAACAUUGCUGUAUUUGUAUCAGACUUUUCAAGUUUAUAAUCAAUCAGUAGUUACUGUCUAAACAAUAUCUUCCCAAUCUCUACAUGAUGUUUUGUUAACCUUAAUGUGAUGGGGUUUUUUUUAUGUCUUAAUUUUUUUUUCUGAAGAUUUAUGGUAUUAAAUGCACUGGUUCUGUCUCAUCUUUGUGAAUUGAAAUGUUAUCGUCG